UGAGUAUCACUGCACUGCAUUCCCAGCCGCAGUGUCUGCGUUGUUUCUAAAACGCACCCCGACGCCGUUCAGCCCUCAUCCUAUCGAUUCUGGGCGCAACGAUCCUUUGUCUUGAUAUGGCCACGUCAACUCAACAUGUUGUGGGAGACUUUGACGGUUUCGCUACCGGAACGGGGCCGCGACUCUGUGUGUCGGUCCCGACGGUUCAACGAGAGACGUCUUCCGCUGAGGCUCAUCGACCAACCUGGACGACUAUCAACGAGGCUAAAGCGAAGUAUCGCAGACCUGCUCGGUUGCCCUCUCACACCCGGAGACCGUUCUAUGCCUCUGACAAGAAGGCUGUCUGCGAGAUGCACAUCGCAAAUCCUAGGAUGACGCACCAGCAGAUCGCAGACCAGUUUCAAGUCAGUCGGUCCAUCAUUACCAGGGUCCUGAAAGACAAGGAGAAAUGGAUGAAGUCCAAGCAUGUGGAUGGUCCAAAGUUUGCGCGGAACGUGAAACGGCGACUGAAAUUCUGGCCAAUCGAUCGUGAAUUGAAACCUUGGCUGUUGCAAUGCAGGAACGAGAAGGUUACCGUCACCGACAAGAUGAUCAUAGAUCGAGCCAUACUGGUGGCAGAGGAUGAGGGUAUGAGAGAGGGAGGCCACUCACGCCAGUUUCGUUGCGGUCGGGCCUGGACUGAACUUGCGAGGGAGAAUGCGUUCGGUUCCUUCCCCCUGGACAUGCCAUUUUGGAUCCAAAUACCUGACGAGCGCGGGAACUACCCAUUACGAUCGCCCCCUUGCAAGGGGAAGUACGACGACAUGGAUUGGGAGAUCAUCGGUGAUUUCGUGCAGUAUACCCCGCGUCCAGCGCCCAUCGAGUCGACGACGUCCGAGUCGCAUGCCCCUCCUGUUUCCCAAACGAUCUCGCCGUCCAGCUCGCCUAGCACAUCCGCUACGCCAAUCGCGACGCCAAUAUCGCCCUUCGAUCCUAUGCAUCCGUAUUGGCGCCGCUCUGGCAGUGACAUCGCAUGGGGCGAUGUUAGUGGGCUUCUUCAAGACGACUGCCAGGACCACACGGAGCCUCUGGGCGAUUUUCGCGCCCAGAGCCCUCAAGAGCAUGUCGUGCAGCCUUUUGUUGUGGGCGGGCCUUCCCGAUCACCGUCGAGACCUGGCCACUCCCCGGCUUACUCACUGGCGACUCCGGGCUCCGUAACAUAUCCUGAGGCAACUGCACACGACCCAUCGGCGGGGGAGCCUUUCCAUGUUCCCUACACUUACGGUGGCUAUCAGGAAUCUUUCCUGAGAGGGUCAAAGGAUUAACAAUGAACAACCUGACGGCGGUCCAGUGUCGAUGAAGCAUGCGCGUCGACCAAACAGCUACGUCAGAGCUGUGUCCCACCGGUGGUCAUCUCGCUCGUCUCUUUCCCCGGGCUUUAGUACAACUUCAUUUCAUCCUCUUACUGCUACCCCGUAUCC
Molecule: messenger RNA, 1460 nt
Organism: Rhodofomes roseus
Lineage: Eukaryota; Fungi; Basidiomycota; Agaricomycetes; Polyporales; Fomitopsidaceae
Exons: 6
Coding region: 117-1304 (395 amino acids)
Source: RefSeq, a predicted model, not a curated record